AAAAUAUUUAUGUCAGAAGAAGAAGCAGUCGAUUUUACUUUUAGCAGUUUAUUACCUACAGCAGAGAAGAUGAUGGUAUGGUUGACAUAUUCCUCUAUAUUUGGAUUAAUAUCUUUUCCAUUAAUUGCACUAACGAUAGAAAAAUAAUUGUAUUAAAAUAAUUUAUGUGAAGUGCUAUUCAUUUUUGGAUUCUGACUUUCCUUGAUGCUGGAUUGUUAUUAACAUUACUCUAUUUAAGAGGUCAAUUAAGUUAGAUGGAAAGAGAAAAGAAGGAGUUAACUCAAGAAGAGUCAAAAAAGUCAUAAAAGAAGAAGAAAUCGUAAGAGAAUGAAAAAGAUAAGGUAGCUUAGAAGGCGAAAAAGGAAUCAUAAAAACAUAAUUAAAAAAAUUUAAAUAAAACAAUAGGAAAAUAAAAAUAGUUCUAAUAAAGAAAAUGAUCUGUUUUUGU
This is a messenger RNA of Paramecium sonneborni, 448 nucleotides long. The record is from the annotation of a GenBank genome assembly. NCBI's taxonomy places the organism in Eukaryota, Ciliophora, Oligohymenophorea, Peniculida, Parameciidae.